Molecule: messenger RNA, 1485 nt
Organism: Fonsecaea nubica
Lineage: Eukaryota; Fungi; Ascomycota; Eurotiomycetes; Chaetothyriales; Herpotrichiellaceae
Exons: 1
Coding region: 1-1485 (494 amino acids)
Molecular function (GO): protein binding
Source: RefSeq, a predicted model, not a curated record
AUGGUCGUGGUGGCAGAUCUCACGGUGGUGGCUCUCAAAGAAGCGUCGCCGGUCCCCCAGCUAUCUUCUCGUAUGGACUUCCUUCCAGAACGUGGAGCCUCUUCCAGAUGUUUGGAGCUGACCUUCUCAUCACUCUACAGUCACGGCCCGGGUGAUGUCGCCAUACUCGAUGUCAAGAAUAGAGAUCUUGAGAACGAGAUCGAGAAAACCGUCCUCAAGCCAUCCGCUUCUGAUCCCCGGCUCCCUGUCCGCCCUGGCUUUGGAACGCAAGGAUACAGAAUCCUGCUCUACGCGAACUACAUGCAUCUCGAUUGGGGCAAUGUCACGUUCUAUCGCUAUGCUCUCGAUUUCGCAGUACAGGGGACUCCUGGCAGACAGAUCAAAAAGAAAGACAAGCAGCGCUUGGUCACCCUGCUCAUUGAAGAAAAUUUCGCCCAAAACCGAUCUGGCAUCGUGACGGAUUUCACCUCUCUGAUCAUCAGCAACACGCAGCUCAAUCAGCAAUCGUACGAUGUCGUCUACAGGAGGGAGGGCGAAGACACUCCUGUUGCUACGGCCAGACGAUAUCGCAUUCGUCUGGUUCCUGAUGGCGCCAAUACUGCGUCAGAGCUGUUGACAUAUCUCACCUCGACCAACCCCAAUGAAGUCUGUCCUUCCAAAGACCGCACUAUUCAAGCGCUGAACAUUGUCAUGGGGCACAAUCCGAGGAGCUCUUCACGCGUCGCAUCUAUCGGAAGCAACAAACACUAUCCUAAAUGGCCUCUGGAAGCCGACAGAGCCUCCCUUGGUGCUGGACUCACGGUGAUCCGUGGUUUCUUCGUGAGCGUCAGACCUGCGACAGGACGCAUUCUAGUCAAUGUUCAAGUCAAAUGCUCUCCGUUCUACAAUCACGGCCCGCUUGUCAAUCUCAUCCAAGAUUUCCGAGCUUCACGCGACCCCAAGAAGCAGGAACUUCAUAGGUUUCUUAAAAGACUCACCGUGCACACUACUCAUACCUCUCCAAGGAAGGACGGUCAACCCAUCCCGCUUCCACGAGUCAUUUGUGGUCUUGCUACCAAGAAGGACGGCAAAUCGCUUCCCCAUCCACCUCGUGUCCUCGAAUUUGGCGCUGGAGCGCAGCAGAUACAAUUCUGGCUCGAUAGGGAGGGAAAAUACAUUACCGUCUUCGACUUCUUCCGACAGACCUACACGAAGGAAAUCAGCAAACAGUCUCCAGCGCUCUCAAACAUCUCUCACUAUGCAUCGAGAAAACAACAGGACAGUAAGAACCGAACUGCUGUUGUUCUUGGCGAGUCGAUGCGUUGCCGCCCCUAUUUAAACAAUCUCAUGAGCCAGGAAGAUAUUUUCAUUAUUCAAACAACUCUCACGGACGCAUGGUCUUGUCUCUGUAAGACGACCCGUGAGGCAGGCCUUCGAGUCUUGCGUUCAACUUCAAUUCACUCCCAAUCAAACAACUCUCACGGACGCUUGGUCUUGUCUCUGUAA